Symbiodinium necroappetens is the source of this 10794-nucleotide messenger RNA. NCBI's taxonomy places the organism in Eukaryota, Dinophyceae, Suessiales, Symbiodiniaceae. The record is from the annotation of a GenBank genome assembly.
AUGCGCAUCGCGAUCGAUGUGAUGGGCGGGGACCAUGCGCCGGACGUGAUCGUCCGCGGGUGUCUCGACGCUCUCGCUGUCAUCUCGGAUUCUGACGAGCUGGUGCUCGUGGGUGACGAGCCGACGGUGCGCGAGAUCAUGGCGGAGCGGGGUGUGAGCGACGGCCGGGUCUCGGUCGUCCACACGACGGAAGUCAUCGAGAUGCACGACUCGCCCGUGAACGCGGUGCGGGAGAAGCAGGACUCGUCCAUCGUGCGGAUGAUGCGUCUCGGGUCCUCGAAAAAGAGCGACAACCCGGUGGACGUGGUGAUCUCGGCGGGGAACACGGGGGCGUGCGUCAGCGCGGCGACGAUGUACAUGCGUCGGCUCGACGGCGUGCACCGGCCGGGCAUCGCCUGUGCGGUGCCGACGUUCCACGGGCCGGUGGUGAUGUGCGAUGUCGGCGCGAACCCGGAGCCGCGUGACACGCACCUGGCGCAGUACGCGGAGAUGGCGGACAUCUACGCGCGGCGUGUGCUGGGGAUGGAGAUGCCGCGGGUCGCCCUGCUGAACAUCGGUUCGGAGGAGGCGAAGGGGACGGGGAUGAUCAAGAACGUGCGUGACAUGCUCCGCGCGACGCCGGAGCUGAACUAUUCGGGGUACGUCGAGGGGCGGGACGUGUUCGAGGGUGUGGCGGACGUGAUCGUGUGCGACGGGUUCGUCGGGAACACGAUGCUGAAGCUGGCCGAGGGCCUGAGCAAGAGCCUGUUCAAGGCGAUCGCGCACGAGGUGAUCUCGCACGACCCGGAGCUGGCGCUCGCCCUGGAGCCGGUGGUGUCGGGCCUGAAGAAGAAGAACGACUACCACGAGUACGGCGGGGCGCCGCUGCUGGGCGUGAACGGGGUGUGCUUCAUCUGCCACGGCUCGAGCGAGGCGCGGACGAUCACGAACACGAUCCGCAACGCGCUGGAGUACGUGAAGGCGGGGGUGAACGAGACGAUCGUCGAGCGUCUGCGGAAGCUCGAGGACAUGGCGAAGCUCGUUGAUACGUCCGACGAGUGGAUCACGCAGCGCACGGGGAUCCGCCAGCGGUACCAGUGCGAUCCGAUGAAGAACGAGACGACGCACACGAUCAGCCAGUGGGCGUUGGAGCGGGCGCUCGAGGACGCGGGGGUCGACCCGAUGGAGCUCGACCUGGUCAUCGUGGCGUCGGUGACCGGGGAGAUGCGUUGCCCGGCGACGGCGUGCCGCGUGGCGGCGGACGCGGGGGCGAAGAACGCGGGGGCGUUCGAUCUGAUGGCGGCGUGCUCGGGCUUCGUGUACGGGCUCCACAUGGCGAACGACCUGAUCCGGACCGGCUCGCACCGGACGAUCGCGCUGGUCGGUUGCGACGUGAUGAGCCGCGUGACGGAUUACGAGAACCGCUCGGUGUGUGUGCUGUUCGGGGAUUCCGCCGGCGCGGCGAUCCUGAGAGCGAGCGACGAUCCGGGGCAGGGGAUGCGUCUUGGGACGCUCAAGGCAGACGGGAGCGGGUGGAAGGACCUGUACAUCCCCGAGCGGACGAGCGACUACCCGGUCGGGAUCGAUCACUCGGCGAUGAAGGACGGGACGCUCCAGAUGAACGGGCGCGAGGUGUACAAGUUCGCGGUGGGGACGUUCCCGAACCUGAUCGGUGAGACGCUCGAUCGCGGGGGCGUGACGGUGGACGACAUCUCGAUGUUCGUCUGCCACCAGUCGAACGCGCGGAUGCUCGAGUCGGCGCGGGAGAAGUUCGGGAUCCCGCAGGAGAAGAUGUACAUCAACAUCGACCGGUACGGGAACUGCUCGGCGGGCUCGGUGCCGGUGUGCCUCGACGAGCUUCGCGAACGGGGCGAAUGCCGGCCGGGCGACCUGGUGAUGUUCGGUUCCCAGACGGUCGGGAUGGGACGCGCGUGGUUCGAAUCCUCGCCCGCGGCGGCGCAGACGUUCGGCGCGGCUGACGAGAUCCUGGGCGAUUCCCUCGGGGUGAAGCUGAGCACGCUCUGCUUCGAGGGGCCCGAGGAGCGUCUCAACAAGACGGACGCGGCGCAGCCGGCGCUGUUCGUGUGCGGCGUGGCGAGUUUUCAGGCGCUGUUCAGCGGUGAGGCGAAGGAUUCGUUCGACGCGAUGGCUGGGCUGAGCCUGGGCGAGUACACGGCGCUGCACCUGGCGGGGGCGCUGAGCUUCGAGGACGGGCUGCGGCUGGUCGCGCUGCGCGGGCAGGCGAUGCAGGAGGCCGCCGAAGCGAGCGACGGCGGGAUGGUGGCGGUGAUCGGGGCGGAGGAGGACGCGGUCGCGGAGUUGUGCGACGCGGCGCGGGGCGGCGACGUGCUCGUGCCGGCGAACUUCAACGCGCCGGGGCAGAUCGUGAUCAGCGGGUCGAGCGUCGCGUGCGACCGGGCGGUGGAGCUGGCGGGCGAGCGUGGGAUGCGGGUGAGCAAGCUGAGCGUCGCGGGCGCGUUCCAUUCGCCCUUGAUGGAGCCGGCCGCGGAGCGACUGCGUUCGGCGCUGUCGAGCGUGGAGAUGCGGGCGCCGUGGUGCGACGUGGUGUCGAACGUGACGGCCGAGCCGCACGAUGCGGACCCGGGUUCGAUCGCGGAUCGUCUUGUCGAGCAGCUGACGAGCCCGGUACGAUGGUCGCAGUCCUGCGGCUGGCUCGCGGGCCGUUUUUCCGGGUCUUCGUACCAUGAACUGGCGUGGAGAACCAUGAUUCGCCGAGCUGAAUCCCGUUGGUCUGUCGGACGUCGCGCGGUCGCGCUGGGUCUCGGCGUGGUGCUGGUGUCGCUGGUCUCGUGCGGCGAGGAGCCGGAGGCGGAGCAGCAGCGCGUCGUCGUGGCGCCCCCCCCGCCGCCGCCGUCGCCGCUCGAGGAGAUCCGGCUGAACCCCAAGGUGGAGUUCCCGGAGCAGUACGAGCCCUCGACGGUGGAGAUCGCGGAGGCGGUGGCGGAGUUCGCGGCGGCGUUCGCGGUGGGCAGCGCCAACGCGGCCGAGUCGUACCUGAUGCCGGCGGACCGCGCGGUGCUGGAUCGCUUGCGGGAGCGCGGCGACUGGUCGGAGACGACGGGGAGCAUCGAGCUGGUGCGGAUCGUCGGGCUGGAGGAGGUCGAGGCGUCGGGCGAGCUGCGGGUGGGGUUCGGGGUGCAGGCCGAGGGCGGGGCGUACCUGCUCGGGUGGCGUGGCGUUCGGGACGGCUCGUCGUGGCGAUUCACGGCGCUGCCGAUCGGCUCGCGGACGGCGGCGAGCGCGCGGGCGCUUGACGGCGCGGACCUCUCGGGCGAGAACGUGGCGCGCGUCGCGGUGGUGACGGGCGCGAGCCGGGGGAUCGGUCGGGCGAUCGCGACGCGUCUGGCGUCGGACGGGCGUCACGUCGUGCUCGCGAGCCGGAGCGAGAGCCCGCUGAAUGAGCUCAAGGGCGAGAUCGAGGGCGCGGGGGGCUCGGCGAGCGUGCACACGGUGGACAUGGGCGACGGGGAGUCGGUCGCCGGGCUGAUCGAGACGGUCGCGAACGAGUUCGGCCGGCUCGACGUGCUCGUGAACAACGCGGGGAUCACGCGGGACAACCUCUCGCUGCGGAUGAGCGACGAGGAAUUCGACGAGGUGAUCGGCGUGAACCUGCGCGGCGUGUUCGUCGCGUGCCGCGCGGCGGCGCGUCCGAUGAUGCGCGGACGCUUCGGGCGGAUCGUGAACAUCGGGUCGACGUCGGGGCUGGUGGGGAACCCGGGGCAGGCGAACUACGCGGCCGCGAAGGCGGGCGUGAUCGGGAUGACGAAGUCGCUCGCCCGUGAGCUGGGGUCGAAGGGGAUCACGGCGAACGUGGUGGCGCCGGGGUUCAUCCAGACUGAGAUGACGGCGAACCUGGGUGACGCGGUGCUGGGGAAGGUGAAGGAAUCGGUGGUGGUGGGCCGUCUGGGGAUCCCUGAGGACAUCGCGUCGGCGGUGAGCUAUCUCUCGAGCGACGAGGCGGGGUACGUGACGGGGCAGGUGCUGACGGUGGAUGUCCGGUUUGGAGAAACUCACGUGACCGAGCAAGAAAUCGAAGCCAAGGUGAUCGAUAUUGUCGCCGACCAGAUGAGCGUCGAUAAGGGCCAGAUCACGCGCGAAACGAGCUUCGUGAACGACCUGAACGCGGACAGCCUCGAUGUUGUCGAGCUCGUGAUGGAGUUCGAGGACGAGUUCGAGACGUCGAUCCCGGACGACGAGGCGGAGAAGAUCAAGACGGUCGGCGAGGCGGUGGAUUUCAUCGCGAAGUCGAAGCAGUCCGCCGGCGCCGCCGCGCCGUCUCCACGGUCAUCUAUGGCAUCAGAUCCCUCAACCCGGCGCGUCGUGGUCACGGGCAUCGGCGCGGUGACCAAUCUCGGCGCGGACGCCCCUUCGACGUGGGACGCGAUGAAGCGCGGCGCGAGCGGUAUCUCGCGGAUCGUCGGCGAGCCGCCGUUCGACGAGUGGGACGACUCACACUGGCCGGUGAAGAUCGCCGGUCACAUCCGCGGGUUCGAUCCUUCCGCGGUGAUCGACGGACGCGAGCAGAAAAAGCUGGACCGCUUCGCGCAGCUCGGCAUGGUCGCGGGCGUCGAGGCGCACGCGUCGAGCGGGCUGGACCUCGAUUCGAUGGACCGGACGCGCGUCGGGGCGAUCAUCGGCUCGGGCGUGGGCGGGAUCACGACGAUCGAGCAGAGCGUCACCACGCUGAACAAGCGCGGCCCGACGCGGCUGAGCCCGUUCACGGUGCCCAAGCUCAUGGCGAACGCGGUGGCGGGGAACCUCUCGAUUCGCCUGGGACUGCGCGGACCGACGAGCUCGCACACGACGGCGUGCGCCUCGAGCGGACAUUCGAUGGGCGACGCGUACGAGACGAUCAAGCGCGGGGCGGCGGACGUGAUCUUCGCGGGCGGGAGCGAGGCGGCGGUGACGCCGCUGUGCCUCGGCUCGUUCAUGGUCAUGAAGGCGCUGUCGACGCGGAACGACGAGCCGACGAAGGCCUCGCGUCCGUUCGACACGGGUCGGGACGGGUUCGUGCUCGCGGAGGGGGCCGCGGUGCUCGUGCUCGAGGAACUCGAGCACGCGAAGGCCCGCGGGGCGACGAUCCACGCGGAGCUGUGCGGGUACGCCUGCUCGACGGACGCGUCGCACAUCACGGCGCCGGACCCCGAGGGCUCGGGCGCGAAGAACGCGAUGCGCUGGGCGAUGGCGGCGGCGGGGAUCACGCCGGAGCAGGUGGACUACAUCAACGCCCACGGGACGUCGACGCCCCUGGGCGACGUGGCGGAGAUCAGCGCGGUGCUCUCGCUCUUCGGCGACCACGCGCGGAAGUCCGCGGGCGGGCAGCUCCGGCUCAGCUCGACGAAGUCGAUGACCGGGCACUGCCUGGGCGCGUCCGGGGCGGUGGAGUCGGUGGCGUGCAUCGGCGCGCUGCGUGAGGGGAUCAUCCCCCCCACCGUCAACCUCGACGACCCGGACGAGGCGUUCGACCUGCACCUGGUGCCGAACGAGGCGGAGGAGCGCGAGGUCCGCUCCCGAUUAUUCGAUGGCGAGGGGGAUUCCGGCGAUGGGGCUCAUGGUCGGCGAGGCCGUGCGCCGAUAGGUUGGGUGAUGUCGGACCGCACCGAACGCAUCCGGAAGCUCGAAGUGCCCAUCAUCGUGCUCCUCGGCGAGAAGACGAUGCCGCUGAGCCAGGUCAUGCGCCUGGGCCCGGGGUCGAUCAUCGAGCUGCCGAAGCCGGCGGACGAGAAGCUCGAGCUGAUGGUGAACAACAAGGUGAUCGGGCGGGGCGACGCGGUGAAGGUGGGCGAGAACUUCGGGCUCGAGAUCACGGAGCGCGGCCAGAAGGCGGCGAAGGUGGAAGUGAUCGAGGACGCGAACGAGAUUCUCGGGAACGACGACAUCGAGGCGCUGACGGCGAUCGGCCCUGAAUCCGUCAAUAUGGUCGCGUGCCCGCCCCGCAUCGGUGCGUGCACCCGGAGGUACCGAGAGGUCACCAUCAGCGCGAUCGUCUUCGCGCUCGUCGUCGGGGCGGUGAUGAACGCGGCAAUCACGUACGCCGGCCUGAAGAUCGGGUUCACGAUCGGCGGCUCGGCGAUCGCGGCGGUGCUCGGGUUCGGCGUUCUUCGCGGUUUGCUCCGCAAGGGCACGAUCCUUGAGACGAACCUCGGGCAGACGGCGGCGUCGGCGAUCAACACGUCCAACUCGGGCGUGAUCUUCACGGUGCCGGUGCUGUUGCUGCUGGGCAUCCCGCUCGCGGCGAACGGGACGGAUUUCUGGCUGAUCACGCUGGCGUGCGUCGCGGGGGCGAUGCUGGGCACGGCGUUCAUCAUCCCUCUGCGGAAGCAGAUGAUCGAGAUCGACCGGCUGCGGUUCCCGACGGGGACGGGCGUGGCGGUGAUCCUCCGCUCGCCCGGCGCGGGGGCGAAGAAGGCGCUGGUGCUCGUGGGGGGGAUCCUGGCGGGGGUGCUGAUCUUCGCGCCGGUCGGGUUGCCGCAGCUCGGUGAGAACUACGGCAUCGAGGCGCUGGCGAACUUCAGCUACACGAACAUCGGCAACGCGAUCUUCGGGAGCGGCCAGCAGGUCGUCGUCGGCGAGGACAUCAACGUCGGUCGCCUGUUCGGCAUCCCGCUGCAGUGGGAGGUGCUCUUCGCGAUCGCGCCGUUCGCGCUUGGGGCGGGGUACAUCACGGGGCGGGCGGGCCUGCUGGUGCUCGCGGGCGGGGUGCUGGCGUACUGGAUCCUGACGCCGCUGGCGUUCCAGCUCGGGUGGAUGCCCGAGACGGUGAUCGCGAAGCCGGAGCUGGCGGGGCCGUACGGCUUCCUGGCGUUCAACCGGCCGCUCGGUAUCGGUCUGCUGCUGGGCGGGGCGAUGAUGGGCGUGGUGAUGAGCCUGCCGGCGAUCGGCGCGGCGUUGAAGAGCAUCGCGGCGGCGAGCGGUGCGGUCGGGGGCGGGAGCGACGAGCUCGGCCUCAAGCCGCUCAUCGUUGCGGCGAUCGGUGCGUUCAUCCUGCUCUUCGCGGCGGCGAACUUCGUGGGCAACAAGCCGUUCAACACCGUCGAUCCGGUCACGGGCACGAGCUUCGUGACGCAGGGCGAGGUGCAGGGCGUCGAGAUCGUCGAGACGCGGGACUUCGGGGGGUACGCGGUCGGGUUCGAAUCGGCCGAGACCGCGUCGGCGUGGGACGGCUGGGACGAGUCGCAGCGUGCGGCGUUCCUCGCGGACAACAACGCGAAACGGGGUUGGCUCUCGUCGCUGCCGCCGAUGGUCCGCGCCGGGAUGAUCGCGCUGAUCGGGGGGCUGUGGAUCUGGUUCGCGGGGAUCAUCAUCGCGCAGUGCACGGGGAUGACGGACUGGUCACCGAUCUCGGGCAUGGCGCUGAUCACGGUGGUGCUUGUGAUGAUGCUCGCGGGGACGGGGGCGGUGAUCGGGGCGGUGCUCAUCGGCGCGGCGCUGUGCGUGGCGAUCACGCUCGCGGCGGACAUGAUGCAGGACCUGCGGACGGGCCACCUCGUCGGCGCGAAGCCGAAGCGUCAGCAGACGAUCGAGCUGUGCGUGGUGUGGAUCGGCCCGGCGAUCACGAUGGCGACCAUCCUGAUCAUCUCGCAGGGCAACCUGGCGCAGUUCGGCGUGCCCAUCGGCCCGGGGACGCCCACCGCGGCGCCGCAGGCGCAGGCGCUUCAGGCGGUGAUCACGGGCGUGCAGGGCGGCGAGCUUCCGUACGCGUUGUACGGCUUCGGGGCGUUGAUCGGGGCCCUGCUCGGCCUCGGAGCGUUCAGCGGGCUCGGCGUGCUGAUCGGGCUCUCGAUGUACCUGCCCUUCCAUUACAUCGCGACGUACGGCGUCGGCUGCGUGAUCCAGAUGUUCCUCUCCAAGGUCAAGGGCCGGGCGUGGGCGGAGGACUGGGGCGUGCCGGCCGCGGCGGGCCUGAUCGUGGGACGGUUCACCAUGAAGCUCAUCGCCUAUCUGAUCAUGACCGUCUGCCUCUGCCUCGGGACGCUCGCGGCGACGGUGGCGUACUCGCCGAAGCUUUCGAUGCCCGACGAGAUGCUGCUGACGACCCCACCGCUGACGCUGAACGCGGAGGCGGGCGUGGCGUCGUUUGGCGAGAACGCGGGGCUCAUCCCGAUCGCGCAGGGUCGCCCGUCGAUCACGCCGUUCGUGAUCGAGACGACGCUCGGCUCGCCGACGGCGGUCUCGUCGCAGUGGAAGAGCGAGGACGGGUUCGAUGGGGCCCGGUCGCUCUCGUUUGCGCGGGCCUCGGGGCUGUUGAUCCAGACGGACGCGGAGAUGUGGGACGAGCACGGCGCGUCGCCGGAGGGGUACUCGCACUUCCUGGUGGCGACGGGGCUGCUGGGUCGGGAGAUCGAGCCGAUCCGGACCCAGUACGAGAAAGAUCGAUUCUUCAUCCGGGCACUCGGUGACGAGCCGAUUGUCGACGCCUUCGAGGUGUGGCUUGAAGCGCUCAAGGCUGAGGAAUCGGCGGAGGGCGGCUCGACCGUCACGCGGCCGGUCCUCGCGGGCUUCGAGCAGGACGAGAAAUUCCAUCGCUACUGGCGCGAAUGGGGGAAGGAACUCCUCGAAGCGCGGAAGGCGGAUCGAGAGAAGGAGAUCGUCAACGCUCUCAAGGCUCAACCCGAGGCGGCUCGCGCGCUGCAGGAGUCCGUCAAUGCCGCGGCGCGUGACACGGAUCUCGAUGCGUUCGUCGGCGCGCUCGACGACGGCCACCCGGCGUACCCGCUCCGCGACGUGCUCGGCCGGGCGCUGGAGUUUGAGAAUCUCAAGCUCUGGACGAAGGAUGCUGUCAGCGCAGUGGAGAAGAAGGAAGCCGAAGCCGAGGCGUACGAGGCGCUGAGCGAGGCCGAGAAGGUGGCGCACGACGAGAAGAAGGAAGCGGAGAAGGAUCCCCGCCCGGACGCUGCGUCGCCCGCGUACCCGCCGGCGAUCGCGUGGCUCGAUCACGGCGUGGUUGUCGGGAUCGUCCCGAACGAGGCGGGCUCGGCGUUCGAGCCGGUGCUCGCGGACGCGGCGCUGGCGCACUCAUAUCUCUCGGCGCUGUCGCUCUCCGACGGCGCUGUCGGGCGGCUCGCGCCGGCGGGGAUCUUCACGGCCGAGCGGCGCGCCGACCUCGACGUGUCGGACGACGCGCUGCUGACCGGUCCGAUCGACGGCCUCGCGGCCGCGCCGAUGCUGGACGCGAACAUGGAGAUCACGCCGACGCAGCUCGCGCUGAUGCGCGGGGCGGGCGUGGAGCGGGUGCGGAUCAAGGAGUUCAGCUUCGCGCGGUGGGACAUGGCUUGGAUGAUGGGCGUCGCCUGCCUCGGGCUCGGGAUCGCGGCGUUCAUGGUGAAGAUGGCGACGCGCAAGGAGAUCCAGGCGGAGCUCGCGCAGCCCUCGUCGCACGAGGACUCGCCCGGCAAGUCGCUCGAGCGCGUGGUCGCGACGGUGGACGAGCUUGUCCGCGUGGUCAACUCGUCGGACGACGACGCGAUGCGGAACCACCUGGUGAUCGAGAAGAUCGGCGCCCUGCAGAAGAACGAGCUGGCCAACCUCGCGGACUCGCGGACGACGCUCGUCGCGGUGCUCACGCUCACUGGUUACGCGCAGUUCAUGGACCGCUUCAGCAUGAUGGAGCGGCUGCUCAACCGCGCGUGGUCGGCCGCGGCCGACGAGGUGACGGCCGAGGCGGUGCUGUGCCUGAACGAGGCGCAGGAGCUGAUGCCACAGGUUGUGGCGGCGAUGAAGCCGAACGGCUCCGGGGCCGGUCAUCUUGACGUAGAAGAGGCCCUCGCCGCCGAAGAGCUUGUUCUUGAUGCCCGGGACGAACUCGAUGGUGUAGUCGACGCUCGGCUCGAAGGCGACGAGGCAGCCGGUGUCGACGCGGAGGACCUGACCCGGCUCGAGCUCCUCGCGGACGACGGUGCCGCCGGCGUGGAAGAAGGCGGUGGCGUCCAUGUCGCCGGCUGGGGCGGUGAUCUUCUGGAGGAUGAAGCCCUCGCCGCCGAAGAAUCCGGCGCCGAGUUUCUUGGUGAAGGCGAUGUCCACCUCGACGCCGCGGGCGGCGCAGAGGAAGGCGUCUUUCUGGCAGAGGAGGGUGCCGCCGAACUCUCCCAGCUUCACGGGGAUGACGUGGCCGGGGUAGGGCGAGGCGAAGGCGACGUCGCGCCGGUCGCUGGCGUUGUUGGCGAACAUGGUGAUGAAGAAGGACUCGCCGGCGACGAUGCGUUUGCCGGCCUCGAAGAGCUUGCCGAAGACGCCGCCGCCGUCUCGCUUCAUGGAGAGGGAGGUGCCCAUCUCGAUGCCGUCCUGCAUGUACAUCAUGGCGCCGGCCUCGGCGACGACGGCUUCCUGGGGGUCGAGGGUGAUGACGACGGCCUGGAGGUCGUCGCCGAUGAUCACGUGGUCGAUGACGUCGGUUCUGACAUGCACAAGCGGACGAUCGCGUUGGCCGCGUUGGCGGUGGUGUGUUGUGUUGUUCUGGGAAUCGCCCCGGCGGUUUCAACCGCGGGCGACGAGACGAAAGACGCGGGUUCACCGGCGUUGACGCUCGCCGACCUGGCGUGGCUCGGCGGGUCGUGGGCGAAGGACGAGGACGGCCAGUUCGCGGAGGAGAUGUGGGGCGCCGGUUCGGGCGGGGCGAUGAUGGGCGUGUUCCGGUGGGUCGUGGAGGGGCGGACACUCGUGUACGAGAUGCUCGUGAUCCGGGAGCGCGAGGGGGAGGUGGAGAUGCUCAUGCGCCAUUUCUCCGACGAGCUGGUCGCGUGGGAGAGCAGGACGCUCGUGUUCGAUGUCGUGGAAUCGGGCGAGGCGACGUGCUGA